CAUCUGAGCAUCUUCAUGACUCUUAUCUUGGAAGAAGCUCCUGAACGCACCGUCGGUUGCCUGGAACCGAACAACGCCUGCGCUUCGACCAAUCAGAGACUGCGCCGGGCUGUGACGUCCGAGAAAGGGUGUGGUAACGGUGUCAUAGAGAGGGGUGGGGGUGCAAACCUAAAAAACUGGUCGGUCCAUCAGAAAGAGCCAGACAACGUUCCUAGAGUCAUUUUGUUACGGAAGAACCUGCUGACUCCAUCCACAUCACAUUUCAUCAUGUUCUCCGUGUCCGAGUUUAUAUCCGGUAACAGCUAUGAAGAGUGCCAGGCCACAGCUGAUUGGUUGCUGUCCAACACACAAGUGCGGCCCAUUGUGGGAAUCGUGUGCGGUUCAGGUCUGGGGGGUCUGGCCAAGAUGCUCAAGGACCCUCAGGUCUUCAAAUACAGCGACAUUCCCAACUUCCCCCGGAGUACAGUGCAUGGUCACGCUGGCCAGCUGGUGUUUGGAACACUAAAAGGGAAGCCGUGUGUUUGCAUGCAGGGCAGGUUCCACCUGUACGAGGGCUACCCCAUCCAGAAGAUCACGCUGCCCGUGCGCGUCUUCAAGCUGAUGGGAGUGGAGACGAUGAUCAUGACCAACGCAGCUGGAGGCCUGAACCAGGACUACAAGGUGGGAGAUGUCAUGGUCAUCAAGGACCACAUCAACAUGCCAGGUUUCGCCGGAAUCAGCCCUCUGGCUGGACCCAACGACGACAGGUUUGGCGUUCGCUUCCCCUGCAUGUCUGACGCCUACGACCGCGAGCUGCGGGAGCUGGCACACGAUGUGGCAACAGAGCUGGGCUACAAUGACUUCCUAAGAGAGGGAGUGUACUGUGUCCUCGGAGGUCCUUCCUUUGAAACCAUCGCUGAGUGUCGCAUGCUGCACAUGUUAGGCGCUGACGCUGUUGGGAUGAGCACCGUUCAUGAGGUGAUUGUCGCCCGGCACGCUGGGAUGCGCUGCUUCGCCCUGUCACUGAUCAGCAACCGGGCGGUGAUGGACUAUGACAGCCAGGAGAGAGCCAACCACGAAGAAGUCCUGGAGACUGGCAGGCAGACAGCUGAGAAGCUGGAGAACCUGGUGUCCACCAUGGUCGCUCGGCUGGAGCACAGCAACAACAACUCCUUCUGAACAUGCGACAUGUGCAUGUCCCACAUCUGCCGCCACGCUUUAUCUCUGCGUCCCAUGAGGAUUUUUAAAAUGUUUGUUAGAACGCUAGAAAAGCUCUGUAGAGCUUUAAACUGCUCGGCUGGGUUUCUAACUUGAUAAACUAGUUUCUUAGCAAAGCCUAAUUUUAAAAUGUUUCCACUGACUGUUACUUUAUGUUUCUUUAAGUCUUAAGAUCUUGGAUACCGCUCCACUUUUUUAUACACUCCUAUCAGCAACGUUUACAUUUUUGAGGUGUACAGAUAAGUGUAACUUUAGUGCAGUAAUUGUCUGAGAAAUUCCUGCUGUGACAUGCUGUACUGUAUUUAUCCAACUGUAGUGUUUCAGUGAAACAGCAGCGUAUUGUAAUUUCUAACCUAAGUUAUUAACUUAAUAAUAUAUUUAUUGUGUCAGUUCUUUUACAUUCCCUGAUAUCAGUUAAUAACUAAUAUGAAGACAGUAAUAUUUUAAUGUAGAGGACCAACACAACAAUAUACUCAUCCUCAUGGCUGAAAGAUGGUGGAAAUAAUAAUUUCAUACAGAGUAAAAUAUUUAAACUAAAUUAAGUAGUGUUUUUAUUUGCUUUAGUAAUAUAUUGAGUGGUUGAUGUACAGAACUGAAGAAAGGGAUGAUAUCCUGCAUGGGAUAUUUACCAAAGUAUGUAUGUUUGAGCAGAUCUUCCUGUGUCUUAUCACUGUGUUAACAGACUGGGUUUUUGGCUGUCUGUGCUUCUAGAGGUACCUUUAUAAAAACUGUACAAAUGGUGGAUAUACUUUUACAAUAAAAAGACUAAACUUGAAAACA
Molecule: messenger RNA, 1977 nt
Organism: Lates calcarifer (barramundi perch)
Lineage: Eukaryota; Metazoa; Chordata; Actinopteri; Centropomidae
Gene: pnp5b
Product: purine nucleoside phosphorylase 5b
Exons: 6
Coding region: 16-1158 (380 amino acids)
Biological process (GO): nucleoside metabolic process
Cellular component (GO): cytoplasm
Molecular function (GO): purine-nucleoside phosphorylase activity
Source: RefSeq, a predicted model, not a curated record